AUGAAGAUCCUCGAGUCACAGAAUGCCCUUCUCUCCAACUAUGAGGUCUAUCAGCACAUAGUCGACCUGCGCAAGCGUAACAAGACCCAGAACCGUCGGGUCCCAGGCAAUGCCCACCACAUCAUGACCGAGGUCAUCAGUUACCUCCGCACGCAGCCCAGCCCGCUGGCGAAGCAGGACGAGACGCAGGCGUACUCGGCCGAGGCCAUCUCGCGGCUGCUAGAGCGGCUGCGCGAGGCCAACCUGCCGAGCGAGCUGACCAAGGGCGAGGUGCUGUCGAUAUUGAACCUGCGUCCGACCAACAGCGCCGUGUUGAGCACUGCUAUCGAGGACAUGGAGGAGCGUUUCACCGAGGACGAGCAAAACCGCAUCGUCGAUAUCAUCGUUGAGGUGCUGGGCCGUGAUGAUCCCGAGGGCCAGGAGGAGGGAGCAGACGGCGAGGGCGAGGCUAUGGAGGAGGAUGUUGUGCCAUCGAUUGAGAACGGCCAUUGA
Messenger RNA from Thermochaetoides thermophila DSM 1495, 492 nucleotides. RefSeq lists its product as uncharacterized. The coding region runs from base 1 to 492 and encodes 163 amino acids. Lineage: Eukaryota; Fungi; Ascomycota; Sordariomycetes; Sordariales; Chaetomiaceae. The record is from RefSeq and is a predicted model, not a curated record. Gene Ontology annotation, cellular component: RNA polymerase III complex. Gene Ontology annotation, biological process: transcription initiation at RNA polymerase III promoter. The transcript is spliced from 2 exons. Gene Ontology annotation, molecular function: nucleotide binding.